Molecule: messenger RNA, 1080 nt
Organism: Papaver somniferum (opium poppy)
Lineage: Eukaryota; Viridiplantae; Streptophyta; Magnoliopsida; Ranunculales; Papaveraceae
Product: EP1-like glycoprotein 2
Exons: 1
Coding region: 1-1080 (359 amino acids)
Source: RefSeq, a predicted model, not a curated record
AUGGCUUCCCUUCUUCCACAUUUUCUUUUGUUAUGUAUUAUUUUCUUUUGUUGUAGUUCCAGUGUGUUUGUUGAAUCUACAGUUUCCAAAACCAAAACUUUUCAAUUCAAAAUAGAAGGCGACGUUAAUGAAUACUAUUUCGGGGGAUCAGGCGAAAACGGGGCUGAUUAUCGUUUGGUCCAAUUGAAACAUGCUUUCGUUUACCCGUUCGCAUUGUAUUUCUAUAACACCACACCGAAUGCAUUUUUUUUCGGAAUAGGUGCUACUGAAUUCGAUGAUCUCAUGACAAUUCGUUGGGUUUGGACUGCCAAUCUCAACGACCAUGUUGGCGAUAACGCUACUCUCACGUUUGGUCGUGAUGGUAACUUAGUCCUUGCAAACGCUGAUGGUCGUAUCGGUUGGCAAACUAACACAACAAACAAAGGUGUUACUAGUAUUUCUAUGAAACCUAGUGGGAAUCUAGUACUUCAUGAUAAAAAGGGAAGAUUUAUUUGGCAGAGUUUCCAGCAUCCAACUGAUAGUCUCUUAGUAGGCCAAUCACUGGAGCUCAACUCUGGCACAAAACUCGUUAGCCAUAAUUUGCGUUAUAGUAUGAUGACUGACGACAAAAAAGGAUUAAUAAUGUUGCUAAACACUUCAUCAAAAUUCAUUCAAUAUGCAGGUUGGGGAGCAAUGGGUCUCUUAAAUGCAACAUUGCAUGCCGUUCAAAGAGUCAAUCUAGUUCAACCAAAUUCUGAUGCAAUGGCAACUGGUAAUACUACUUUCUUCUUAACCCUCGGUUUCGCUAAGCAAACAAGAAGAGUUAUACUUAACACAAUAGAUUCAGUAUUUACUUUCGCAUUUCUUAGGUUAGAAUCGGAUGGAAACCUAAGACUUUAUGCCUUUGUUCUUAUCGAUGCUGGGCCUGAUAUUCGUAGCUUUAGAGCGUGGGUAACACCGUAUGCAUUUUUUGGAGAUACUGUGAAAGAAUGUGCGUUAGAUUCAAAAUGUGGUUCAUCUGGGAAAUGUGAUAGGAAAUUAUGUAGCGCUUGUCCUCGUAACAGUACAUCAGGAUGCUUGAUCACUCCACGAAGAAAAUGA